GAGAGAGAGAAAGGGGGGGAUAUAGGAUGGGUGACGUCGGUGCAAGUUUAGUUGAGGAAUGAACCGAGAGAUCGCGCAAGUAUCGUCUUUUGGCUGUCAGCUCCAAGCGAGUGGCAGAGCUCAGUCGACGUUCAGUUCGGCUCAGCGAGGCUAGCAAAGAAGAAAGGGGAUUCCUUAAUGCGUGUGUCCGUGUGUGAGUGCAGUAUUGUCCCACUCAGGACCUAUACUACUCGACCCCUCGUAACAAUAUUGUCUUGCUGAGACAGACUACCUGCUUUUGGAUACGCGGAAAAAAAAAAAAAUUAAGGUCCAUUCCAAGGAUCCCUUUUCUAACCCCAUGGUGUAAAAGAAAAAAAUUUUUUUUUUUUUCUUUGACAGGCAUAUAACCAUGCGAUUAUAACAGUGACUUAUAAGUGAGGGUGCAAUCAUUAUUAUUUACUUAUAACUGAAUUUUUUCAUCAUUGUAAAGAUUGCCCAGUGUUAAAAAGAAAGUUAGUGACCAUGUGCGUGUUAGUAACAUGUCAUUGGAUAAGUUUAGCUGAAAUAGUUCAAGCUGGAAUUUAAAAUACUCCCAAGAGCAACAUAUUAAAGUGUAUUGUGUACUUUGCUUUUUUGUUUCAUUACGCCCUGCGAUAACAUCAAACCUGGACCACUAAAAAAUAAUUGUUACACGUGACAAUUGGACCUGGUGCUGAAUCUCCUUUUUUUUUGUUAAUCAUUGCUCCGCCGGACUUGCCUUUGGCGCUCUUACCUCGUUGUCCGCCGACUCGCCGUUACCCCUCCACCUGUCUGUCGUGUCCCCCUACCCACUUUCAUCCCGUGACUCCCUCUUUACUCGUAUCCCUAUCCCCACCUGCCUUUUGCACGCGCUUCCUUUAUUUACUAUUCGCCACCCUGCCAAACAACAUGAUGAUGACAACGACAAUCUUCUGGUGAAAAAAAAAAAUCUAAUAAUUGAAAUUCAUCGGUAUUGCGAAUCUGGUUAUAAUACCGGAUAUUAACGGCCACUAUUUGCACCAUCGCCGAUCACGUGGCUUGCUCAACGGCGACGCUGUACGACAAUGUGCACGCCGCGCCGCUGUGCGGCUCCGGCGUGGGCCACCCUGGCUCCGUCACGCCGAUGGGGACAGCCACCGGAACGGGGAAUUCCGCCGGGUUGACCUGGUGGGCAAUGAUGCCCGGCACCCCCUACGAAGACAGUCCGCCACCUGUAGCCCCAACGUCGUCACUUGCAUCAAUUCAACAGAAUUCCUCUGUAGGCUCACAUCAGCAAGCACCAACGCCAACAUCACCAGGAGCACCAGCAUCGGCAGCAACAGCACCACCUGUACCAACGGCGAGCGCGAGUUCAACAUCGCCAAGCGCCUCAUCAGUGACGAGCAACAGUGCAGCAGGACCUCUUCACAUACCCGCAAAAAGGCUAACAGCAACACCAGUUGGUUCAACCUACGGCGAAGUUACUUGUGUCGAACCAACCGGUACACCCGUAGGUGCAGGAGUUAUUCGACACUCACACUCCUCGUCAGCUGGCUCCCAAGGCGGUUGGAGUUACAGUCCCCAUCAUCCUCAGGACACACACUAUUCCUCGUCGACUGGUACGGAGUCUCUCAAUCAUCAUCAGGCGUACGGAGGCGCUAAUCCUCCCACCUACUACAAUCUGGCCGCUGAUCCAUCAUCAACCUCCGGCUCCUCCAGGGACAAUCGGAAACCAAAUUCCGUUGGUUUCUGGUCACCUGCAGCCACAUCAAUUGCCGGCUCAACAUCCGAUUAUAAAUCCUAUAAUUCAGGUGGUGUAGCAACAACAACCUCAUCAACUGGAGGCUCGUCCUCCGGUACAGCCGGCACAACGGAUCCCGCAGUGUCCUGUCAUCAAAGCUUCUCACAAAGUUGGUGUAGCUAUAGUCCCUACACAACGGCGAGGCAUCAUCAUCCCGUUGAUUCUGUGGGUCAUCAUCAUGCCCAUUCACAAGCAAGUGUUUCAUAUUUAACACCAUCGGCCGCUGACGAACGAGGAAGAAUGGCUGCAGCAAUGGUCGCCGAUGCAUUUCCACACGAGAGCUACAAUCCAAUCAGAAACUACGGUUCUGAACCUGUUCCAUCAAGUCCAUAUUCAGCUCCAGUGAUGUGGGCAUCCUCCCCAUCCACCCUGUUUCCAGCAGGUUCGUUGGCCGGCGUGAGCGUCGGCGUAUCUGGAAUGUCAGUUGGAUGUGGUGGUCCAUCGAAUACAUUGGAAUGGACAGGCCAAGUGACAGUACGCAAGAAACGUAAGCCCUAUACAAAAUUUCAAACACUCGAAUUGGAAAAGGAAUUUCUUUACAAUGCAUAUGUGUCUAAACAAAAACGUUGGGAAUUGGCGCGUAAUUUAAAUCUCACCGAGCGACAGGUGAAAAUAUGGUUUCAAAAUCGACGAAUGAAAAAUAAAAAGAAUAGCCAACGACAAACGCAACAACAAAAUAAUAAUAAUAAUAGUAGCGCAAAUAAUCAGAAUCAUCAUGGUGCAGCGACAAGUCAUCAUCAUUCAAGUAGUGCACAUACACCAUCGAGUCAUCAUGUUGUUACACAGGCACAUCAUGCAAAUGGACCAGUGAAGCAUCAUCAGUGACCCUUAGCCUUCUCUGGGGUCGUUCUUGGCCACCAUCCCCAUAGCCAUAAUACAUCAAUUCAUGGGGGUAGCCAUAGCUUGAUCGCAAGUCACAGCCAUAAUCUUCACACAACACAGCAGACAACGUCUCUGCCUCAUGCAACCACAUCUUCAACAAUACAUUCACAUGGCCAAUCAUCGCACCAGUUGACUUCUCAUUUGGCUCAGCACCAUUCUGCGCUUCUUCAUCAAUCCCCUCAUCAUGGCCUGGCCGCCUGAAUUCGCGGCCUGAGACUGACUGACUGCGGUCAUUGACCCCACCCCAGAGAGAGAGACUAUGUUGUCGCAGCAGCUCAAGGACUGUUCAUUUAUCUUGCCUCUCCGUUAUAUCUCCUAUCCCACCUUUAUUCUUUAUCCUUCUCUGUAUUCUAUCCUCCAAAAAAAAAAAAGAGAGAGAGAGACAGUGUAGUAGUAGUAGUAAUAAUUAUUGAACGAAUUGACAAAAAAAUUAUGUAUAGGGAGUGUGUGUAUGUGCGCAAAACAGUCUUCGCCAAAAGAAAAAUGGCUAAAAAAAAGACGUUGAGUGUCUAAAAAAAAAAAAAAAAUGGGUCUGCAGUGCAAUGCGCGACACCUCCAAGCAAUCUGUCCAACUCGAUAGUAUUCCUCCAGUUAUGCAUGUAAAAUUUAAAAAAAAAAAACAUAAUUAGUGUCACUUAGUGUUUCCUAACCCCCUCGUGCGUAUUACUUUUGACUCUAAUUAGGAACUUUGCGGAGUCGAUUCGAAAGAAAUAAGAAAACCAUUCAGUUCUCAUGUAGAUGGGGCCGGAUUUUUCCUCAACAAAAAAAAAAAAAAAAAAUAAAGAGGGAAUCAUUUUGGAAGCUGCGCUUUUAGAGAUGAAAAUUUCCCAAAGGUGGUAAGAGUGCUCUUCAAUAAUAUAUAUCUCUAAACAGCAUUCGGAAAUUAUAUACUAAAAAAAAGAAAA
Messenger RNA from Leptopilina boulardi, 3564 nucleotides. RefSeq names its product homeobox protein abdominal-B-like. Gene Ontology annotation, cellular component: nucleus. Gene Ontology annotation, biological process: regulation of transcription by RNA polymerase II. The transcript has 2 exons. Gene Ontology annotation, molecular function: DNA-binding transcription factor activity, RNA polymerase II-specific; RNA polymerase II cis-regulatory region sequence-specific DNA binding. NCBI's taxonomy places the organism in Eukaryota, Metazoa, Arthropoda, Insecta, Hymenoptera, Figitidae. The record is from RefSeq and is a predicted model, not a curated record. The coding region runs from base 1121 to 2602 and encodes 493 amino acids.